Coregonus sp. 'balchen' is the source of this 14725-nucleotide messenger RNA. The record is from the annotation of a GenBank genome assembly. Lineage: Eukaryota; Metazoa; Chordata; Actinopteri; Salmoniformes; Salmonidae.
CUGAACGACCUGCGCGAGAACACAGAGUUUUCCGACCACGAGCUCCAGGAGUGGUACCGAGGCUUCCUCAAAGACUGCCCAACGGGCCACCUGACAGUCGAAGAGUUCAAGAAGAUCUACGCCAACUUCUUCCCGUAUGGCGACGCUUCCAAGUUUGCUGAGCAUGUCUUCCGGACGUUCGACACCAACGGCGACACCACCAUCGACUUCCGGGAAUUCAUCAUCGCGCUGAGUGUCACAUCGCGCGGCGGCCUGGAGCAGAAGCUGCGCUGGGCCUUCAGCAUGUAUGACCUGGAUGGGAAUGGCUACAUCAGCCGGGCUGAGAUGCUGGAGAUCGUACAGGUGAGUUGAGAUGAGAAUGAGUUGGUUCUGGUGGUUCAAUGGAUUAGACUCAGAGCAUGGUUCAGGCAUCAUCAGGGGUUCGAUUCCUGCAUGGACCACAUACUAAGAAUAUGUAUCACUGUGGAUAGUUCACAGUUCUGUAAGUUUCUUGGGAUAAAAGUGUCUGCUAACUUCCUGUGGUGGAUUUUACAGGUGGAUUUAGUCAGAACACCCUCCAAUAUGUUAUCUGCUCACUUCAGCGUCCUAUUUAUUACUUGACUUUGUGUUUUAUCUAAUGAAUGAUAUGUUCUUUAUUACUCACGUCCAUGAUAUCGUAAACAUAUUUUCACCAUGGACAUUGGCUGCUGCUCGUUCUAUUUAUAUUUCCCUUAAUCAACAUGGUCAUAUUUGCUCUCCCCACAACCGUGGCCUGAGCAGCAUGUCCCGUAUCAGUGUUGGCUCAGGCGAUUGUGUGUGGUGGUGAUACAAGCGUACCUGAAUAAACAAAUGAUCUUGUUAAAGUCCUCAGACCAUGUUCCCGUCUCAUUGGUGUUUGGCUCAAAUGCCUUGUUUUUUUUAUAAAGCCAGAGACCCCGUGAUGAUUUUUCCAGGUGGUAAUCUGACUGCAUAGGUCACCAGGAGAAUAGUUCCAUUCUGACAGAGAAUAUUGUAUUAUUUGUUAAAGGCACUAUUUGGAAGUUACCUUUUUGCUUAAUGGUCAUUAAUGGUAGACUGUAUACACAUUGAAGAAUGUUACUUCUAAAUGCCUUAUGAGCUUAGUGCAACCCUCUUACCCAAGGUCAAUUCUUCUUCCUUCUGCAGGCGAUUUACAAGAUGGUGUCUUCAGUGAUGAAGAUGCCAGAAGAUGAGUCGACGCCAGAGAAACGGACCGAUAAGAUCUUCAGACAGAUGGAUGUAGACAAUGAUGGUGAGUCUUGUUUGUUUUUAAACCUCUCAUUCUACUUAUUAUAGUGACAUAAGUAUUUACGGUACUUUACAUUCCAGCUCGGUAAUAACCGGGUAAGAACUAUGUAAUUACCAUUAGUAGUUACCAUGUUGUUUCAACCAAUCCUUUCCUGACAUCCCAACCUGCCCAUGGUUGUUAUCUGGAAAUAGAGACUGUAGUUUCUAUGUAAUAACGCUGAAUCAGUGCUGGAAAAUGUAUCAUUACCUGUUUCUCUUUAGUUAAACCGUUAUAUCCCUUCCCCAGAACAAACAUAACAUAACAGUGAUAUAUGUCCUUGUAAAGUGACACAAAAUUGCUAUGAGAUGACAAACAAAGCACAGUUUACAAUCAGGGCCUGGUUUCCCAAAAGCAUCUUAAGGCUAAGUUCAUCUUAGAACCAUAGCAUCCUAUGGUUCUAACGAUGAACUUAGCCAUAAGAUGCUUUUGGGAAACCGGGCCCUUGGAAUUCUGAGUUGGAUGACCGUUCAAAACUAUUUUUCCAAGUCGGAGCUCGUUGUUUUUCCAAGUUCCCAGUUGUGGUGAAUGCACUGAAGUCAGAAGUAAUAGAUUUCCGAGUUCCGAGCUCCUAGUUGUUUUGAAUGUGGCAUUACCUAUUUACGCGACGAGUGCUCUAAUGUAUUUUUGUUUAAACAGUGUCGCUAGAACACGUUUAUGUACAUUUCAAAAAUGUUGUUGUGAUAUUAGCGAAUUAGAGGUAAUGUAAGGGAUAAUCAACAAGGGGCUAUGCAUUCUCUGGAAAAUAAUGAACAACGUGGAAAUUGUGUUCCACAGAGUUGCAUUAUUUUCCAGAGAAUGCAUAGAGCCUGGAGUUGAUUAUCCCUUUUAUAAUAGGCUAUAAUUUAACACAUUUAUCGCUAGAAAUGUGUUCAUUUGUAGGUAUAAAUGUGUUCAACAUCCACUGAAGUAGCUAGCAAGUUUACUUGAUAGCAACAGUAGCUAGUUGCCAUGGUAACCAAACAAACAGACUUGAUAGUUUAUCUAAUUAAACCAUCAGUCCUAGCUUGCUAAUAUGAAAAUUGAAUUCAGCUAUGCCAAUAAUGUUUUCAAUUCGACUUUUGGUUUCAAAAGCAGCUUAAACAUAAAACAUGUAAGAACUAUAGCCAUUGACAAAUUUGAGUAAUCAAGGUGACAGACAGUGACACAUUCAAUACCACCUUGCACACUCUGUUUGCUUCCAUUUAAGAAACGCUUUUCAACAGAAUCGGCAGAAUGAAUACACCCCUGAUCAUACACAAAAACACUUUCAUAGAAGCCACAUACAAACAGCAUGAUCACUUUGCUCAUUCUAUAAUUCCUUCUCGCAUCUAUGCGCUCUGCUCCUCUCACCUUUUCCCUUCGCUUGUGGACUUCAGUGCACAACACAUCAGCUGUCUUUGACCAGGCGAAAAAAUAAGUUCCAAGCCAAACCUUCAUAUCAUAACCGCUAAUCGCUACACACAGCCAUAUUAGCUAACGUCAUAGUCAACAUAGCUACUAGAGCUAACACGUUAGUAAACCCGCUACAAUCAUGCAGUAAAGUGUACAGUCAGCAAGUGUUACACGCCUCGGACUGACACGUGGUCAGCAGAUAAUAAACCUGAAUUAACAGGAUAAAAUGAUGAGACGGAGAAACGUUAGUGGUGUUCAGUAGUAGGCCUUCUCCAAGAUUGAAGAUCUCACUAACGCUCCCAUUUGAUGUCACAGCUCCCCCUAGUGGGAGUAAUCAUAUACAUUAAUUUAAAUACAAAUAUCUAGGAGGCCUAGAAAAUGAUACAGGGGAUGGCCCAAUAAAAUAAGCAACAAAAUAAAACAUUAACAAAUAUGACCAUACAUAUUUGUGUGUGUCACACGCUCCCUGACAAAAAGAAAAUGGCUUGUGACAUUUAAGCCUUAUUUACAUUUCAAGUAUAAGUGCAUCACUUUAGAUUAUUUCUUGCUUUCCUAAUACACGUAAGUGGGAAUAUGGUAAGGCACUAGUGUGGAGUAAGGUAGGGUUUGGUAGGGCUGUGCAAUGUGGUAAGGUGUAAUUACCCAGACUGUAGUAAGUGGUACCCCAUAAACCUCUACAGUGUUGAUUGUGGUGUGUGGCUGGUAGGAUGGCUGACCUAGCGUCCGAUAAGUGAAUAUCUGUGCAGGCUUUCUUUCACGUGUGGGCCUCCUAGCCUGUUCAACCAGAUUGUUAACUAGUGGGGGGUUCACUAUGUGCAUGACACAAGUAAUUUUUCCAACAAUUGUUUACAGACAGAUUAUUUCACUUAUAAUUCACUGUCAUCAGCCAAGACUAUGUAAACUUCCCGACUUCAACUGUAUAAUGUCCUUUCCCAGUAUGACCUUAACUUUCAAGGACCACCUCUCUCGCUCAAAUUUCGUAUGAGGACUCUGUCACCGGGUUGCAGAACCACUCACCUCAAGUGACGGUCGUAGUACUUUUUGCCUCUUGCACUUGCCUGUUUGCUGUUCUCGGACGCAAUUCUGUAUGCUUCGGGCAUUCUUUCAGCCCACUUUUCAGCAUAACAUCUAGGUGUGCGUGACUCCUCUCCUGUUGCCAGGCCAAACAGAAAGUCUACAGUUAGGCGUGGGUGGCGACCAUAUAGUAAGUAGAAAGGUGAGUAUCCAGUCGCUUCAUGUCUGGUGCAGUUGUAGGCAUGGAUGACUUGUGGAAGAUGCUCUUUCCACCUGUCCUUCUGCUUUUCCUCAAGUGUUCUCAGUAUCUGAAGUAGAGUCCUAUUGAAUCUUUCGCCCGGGUUACCCUGAGGGUGAUAGGGAGAUGUCCUUGAGUGACCCACUCCUGUCAUUUGCAGCAGUGUUUUGAAGAGUUUGUUCUUAAACUAUCAACUUUGAUCGUGGUGUAACUUGGAGGGGUAUCCAAACCUUGGGAUGAAGUUAUUGAAUAUAUUUUCGGCUGCUGUUCUUCCGGACUUGUUCUUGGUCGGAUAUGCUUGUGCAAAUCUUGUGAAAUGGUCUAUUAGGACCAGUAUGUACUCGAAGCCUCCUCUGCUGGCCUCCAGAUGCAUGUAGUUGAUAGAGACUAGCUCUAAGGGUGAACUUGUGGUGAUGCUGCCUAUCGGUGCUCUUACAUGUGUGACUGGCUUCUUUUGCUUGAUACAACAGCAGCGUCUGGUUACAUAUUCCUCAUUGGCUCUCUUCAUAAAUGGCCAGUAGAACCUUUCUCAUGCCAGACUGAGGACUCUCUCUGCUCCAACAUGACCCAUGUCAUCAUGAAGAUGUUUCAACGCCAUCUGCUUGUACUGGACUGGUAAGACUAGCUGGCGUCUUUGACUGGUUUUCCGGUACAGGAGUCCAUUGUCAAUGUGUCAUUUUCCCCAUUCAUGCAUCAGUUUCUUGGUAGCGGCACUUACUCCUCGUCUUGCCUCACUGGUAAGUAUCCUGUUUGUUUCUUUUAGUCUCAUUAGUUCUCCAAUAGCUUGAUCGUCUCUUUGGGAUUUUUCUAGCUCACCAUGGUCGAUAGUUGGCAGGGGUCCAUGAGUGUACUGUUCCUCUACAUGGUCUUGUGACAGGUGCAAGGCUGCGACCCAUGCUACAUCUUUUCCCUGUGCUGCCUGACUCCCUUGCCAUGUUGCACGAACAGCUUCACCUGACAACUCUUCUGUACAAUGAGCUACAUACUGGUCUAUGUCAAGGGGAAAACGGGAUAGCGUGUCUGCGUCUAUAUUGACUUUGCCUGGUCUGUACUUGAUGUCGAACCUAAAGUCUGACAGUUGCCCAACCCAUCUGUGGCCUACUGCAUUUAGCUUGGCUGUGCUGAUGACGUACAGUACCAGCAAAAGUCUGGACACACCUACUCAUUCAGGAGUUUUUCUGAAUUUUUACAUUGUAGAAUAAUAGUGAAGACAUCAAAACUAUGAAAUAACACAUAUUGUAGUAACCAAAAAAGUGUUAAACAAAUUAAAAUAUAUUUUAUAUUUGAGAUUCUUCAAAUAGCCACCAUUUGCCUUGAUGACAGCUUUGCACACUCUUGGCAUUCUCUCAACCAGCUUCACCUGGAAUGCUUUUCCAACAGUUUUGAAGGAGUUCCCACAUAUGCUGAGCACUUGUUGGCUGCUUUUCCUUCACUCUGCCAUCCGACUCAUCCCAAACCAUCUCAAUUGGGUUGAGGUCGGGGGACUGUGGAGGCCAGGUCAUCUGAUGCAGCAUUCCAUCACUCUCCUUCUUGGUCAAAUAGCCCUUACACAGCCUGGAGGUGUGUUGGGUCAUUGUCCUGUUGAAAAACAAAUGAUAGUCCCACUAAACCCAAACCAGAUGGGAUGGCAUAUUGCUGCAGAAUGCUGUGGUAGCCAUGCUGGUUAAGUGUGCCUUGAAUUCUAAAUAAAUCACAGACAGUGUCACCAGCAAAGCACCCCCACACCAUAACACCUAUUCCUCCGUGCUUUACAGUUGGAACUACACAUGCGGAGAUCAUCCGUUCACCCACACGCAUUUCACAAAGGCACGGCGGUUUGAACCAAAAAUCUCCAAUUUGGACUCCAGACCAAAGGACAAAUUUCCACCAGUCUAAUGUCCAUUGCUCGUGUUUCUUGGCCCAAGCAGGUCUCUUCUUCUUAUUGGUGUCCUUUAGUAGUGGUUUCUUUGCAGCAAUUCGACCAUGAAGGCCUGAUUCACACAGGCCCCUCUGAACAGUUGAUGUUGAGAUGUGUCUGUUACUUGAACUCUGUGAAGCAUUUAUUUGGGCUGCAAUUUCUGAGGCUGGUAACUCUAAUGAACUUAUCCUCUGCAGCAGAGGUAACUCUGGGUCUUCCAUUCCUGUGGCGGUCCUCAUGACAGCCAGUUUCAUCAUAGCGCAUGAUGUUUUUUGCGACUGCACUUUAAGAAACUUUCAAAGUUCUUGAAAUGUUCCGGAUUGACUGAUCUUCAUGUCUUAAAGUAAUGAUGGACUGUCGUUUGUCUUUGCUUAUUUGAGCUGUUCUUGCCGUAAUAUAUGGACUUGGUCUUUUACCAAAUAGGGCUAUCUUCUGUAUACCCCCCCUACCUUUUCACAACACAACUGAUUGACUCAAACGCAUUAAGAAGGAAAGAAAUUCCACAAAGUAACUUUUAAUAAGGCACACCUGUUAAUUGAAAUGCAUUCCAGGUGACUACCUCCUGAAGCUGGUUGCGAGAAUGCCAAGAGUGUGCAAAGCUGUCAUGAAGGCAAAGGGUGGCUAUUUGAAGAAUCUCAAAAUAUAUAUAUAUUUUGAUUUGUUUAACAGUUAUUUGGUUACUACAUGAUUCCAUAUGUGUUAUUUCAUAGUUUUGAUGUCUUCACUAUAAUUAUACAAUGUAAAAAAUUGUACAAAUAAAGAAAAACCCUUGAAAGAUAAACUUUUCACACACAGCCACUUCAAGGCAUGAAACUCGAGUUUGCCAGAGUGAAGGUUGUAAUUCUUCUCGGCUGGUGAGAGGGUUCUUGAUCCAUACCCAACGACCCUCAGCUUCCCGUUUUGACAUUGGUAAAGGACAGCUCCAAGCCCCUGUUCUGAGGCAUCAGCGUGGAGCGUGAAGGGCAAGUCAAAGUCGGGGUAGGCUAAGACAGGCGGACUGGCUAACGUGUCGAUCAGUCUCCCAGGGGUGCUGUGGUGUGCCUCGGUCCAUUCCACUGGUGUCCUGGAUGACAACUGAGCACCUUUUCCUUUCUCUUUCCGCAGUUUCCCUGAUGGCACUACGGCUGUACCAUUUUUCACUUGGAGUAGUUCGUAGAUUGGCUGCGCGAUUCUUGAGAAGUCCUGUAUGUAAGUGCGGUAGUAAAUUAAGAAUCCGAGUAGUUUGCGAACAUCCCCAACAGUACCGGACUUUUUGUCUCUCAAGGCAAAGACGGGUUCCAGGUCCUUAGGGUCGAUCUGAACUCCAUCUGCAGAGACCAGACGUCCCACAUACCUGACUUCUCUCCGGAACAGUUCACACUUAGUUAGUCUCAGCUUCACUCCGUGGCAUUGAAGGGCUUUCAGUACUCUUCGGAGUCCUUCUACGUGCUUUUUGAAUGACUUUACGUAGCAGAGGACAUCAUCCAGGUAAUGCAACAUUAGUCUCGCAGGGUAUCUAGCAUCUCCUCCAUGCUCCUCUGGAACGCUGCAGGGGCAUUUGAUAAACCAAACGGGAUUCUCAGCCAUUCAUACAGACCCCAAGGGGUGAUGAACACGGUCAAGUGUUGUGAUCCUUCAGCCAUGAACCCUUGGUGGUAAGCUUUGCCUUGGUCCAGGAUUGAGAACCAGCUAUAACCGCCUAGAGUGUCCAUGAGGUCCUGAAUCCGAGGCAGUGGGUGCCUAUCUGGUACAGUCUUCUGGUUCAGCAACCUGUAAUCGAUGCAUAGUCUGAGUGUCCCAUCUUUCUUGCGGAUGCAUAUGACCAGUGUAGGGUAAGGCGACUUGGACUUGACGAUCCACCGUUUAGCCAGCAGGGCUUGGAAGUAUUCUUUCACCUCCUUGUAGAGCGGCUUCGGGACAGAGGUGUAUGUUCUCUGGACAGGGAUGUCACCCUUAAGGUUGAUGGUCAUCUGUAAGCUCGGGAUACAUCCAAUGUCGUCAUCAUCACGGGCGAAUGCAGCACAUUCCUCAUAGAGCAUCUGUCUCACCAUCUUCUGUUGUUCCUCCUCGAGGUGGCUGACGUCAACUGGGGGGUGGCAUAAAGCUGCUGCGUCACCUCCAUCACUUUUUGGUUUCCUGCAGAGUCCACACUGUUGACUCCCAGGCCUGGUUUCCUCUGAUGGUCUGGUUGGUCUGUUUCAACUAUUUUUGCUAUGGGAUGGAUGAUGCCGAUGGCUGUUUUCCGAGGCAGGGUAACGUCAUGCUUGGUGUUGUUUCCGAUAGGAAUUUCAACGUAAGGGUUCUUGGUUUUGUAGAUCUCAAUCAGUCCCUCACCAACAUCCGUCUGCUCCAGCUGUGCGCUCACUUCGUUUGGUUCAAACAGAACCACUUGGUUGGAUGAACCAAAACUGACUGGCACCUUACACUUGACAUGAGCGACUUGGCCUGGGCGGAUGACAACAUCCUGGAACCCUACUUUCACCUCAGCAUGUUCAUCGUCAGUGUUUUGGGUCUGUAUGAAACGUACUAUUGCAUUAGCUUGUUCUCCCUGGAUCUCCAGAGCUGCACCGAGCAGGCUGGCUAUUGUAAGUAGCACCUGUGUUCCACAACGUUGUCCCUUUAUCAGCUCUUGGAUGACAUUGAAUCCUAGGAGUGGUCUCUCUAGUGUCAUGUGACUAACCAGAAACGGUACAUGUAUUGACAGAUCUGGAUAACCGUUUUUUUGGGGGGGUAGAUCAGCUUUAAUAUUGUAGAUAGAUUGUAUCUUCCAUCAAUGUAAUUGUCUGCAUCACUUCCAAUCCCCCAUAUGUUUUUUUUUCUCGCAAAUAUCUAUCUAUAUAUCCUUAAAAAAUAUAUAUUUCCCUUCGCAACCCCACCACCCCUUCCCUAAUUGGAGUAAACUAGUGAACAACAACGCUUAGGCCUCUACUUACAGCUUAUACAUACUAUAUACAUUUUAUGGACACAGUCAAUUUUACAAUAAUUCUAUUUUGUUUGUUUUUACUCCUGAACUUCCUCUACCCUCAACCUCUCCGAUCAUUUUCAUGAUGUCCAUCCGGUUUGCUUCUAUAUGCCAUAUCUUUCUAACUGUGCUCUUUCACAAAAGCUCUCAACCUGUAACCUAUAUACUUAUUAUGGACACAGUAUGCUUUACAUUAGUUAUCUUGUUGUUAUUAGUUGUUGUUAGUUGUUAUUAGUCCCAUCCUUCAGCUCCAUUCAACACCUCCCAUCUAUCUCUUAACACCAUCCAUAUUGGAUUUCUAUUUGCCAUAUAUUUUUAAACUCUACUGUGAUGUUUCACACAUUUUCUGAACCCUUCUAUUCUCAUUGUUUCUACAGAUUGUAAAUAUAUAUAUAUUUUUUUUUUCUAAAAGUAUUAUUAGAUUAUUGAUCGAUUGACUAUGACUUUUCAGAUCACCCAGCAGUGCUAUCUGCAGGGUUAGCUCCAGGUAAAUAUUGCAAUUCUUCAGCCAUUCCUGGACCUGUGACCAAAAACAAGCUACAAAUGGACAGUACCAAAACAAAUGAUCUAAUGAUUCUGUCUCUUUGCAGCAAAAUCUGCAGAGCUGGGAAGAUUGUAUCCCCCAUAUAAAUAACAUUAUAUUGGUAGCAAGAAUUUGUAUAAUAAGUUUUGAAUCCGGCGUCAUUUUGCAUAUCAGUUCAUAAACACUAUGCCAUGGCAUCGGUACGUCAAAAAUCUCUUCCCAACUAUUUUGCCAAUCCUUUGGUCCUUAAAUGAAACUGGUAUACCUUUUUAUUUAUCACCAUUUUCUUUAACCAAUUAUGUUCUUUAAUGCAGGGCCGACAGACAAGUUCCUUACUUUUUCCCCCUUCCACUUUCCUCUUCCAUAUUUGCGGUAAUGCUGCAAUUAUUUGGUUGUAAUUUUGGGUAGAGCAGAAAUGUCCAUAUGUUUUUGUUAGCUGCAUGUGCGACAUAACUCCACCAGUCCUACCUAUGAUAUAAUUUACGAAGAUUAUACCUUUAAAAAAAAUAUCUAUUAGUAUAUUUGAGUUUAACUACAAUAUUUGUUGCAUUAUUUGUUCUGUCGUUUCUGGAGGAUUACAUUGAAAUUGUAACCAACUUUCUAUGGCUUGUUUUAGAAAUAGUGCUAUCUGGGAGAUUAUUUCCUUUUCAAAUAACUGAAAGUGAGAGGUUGUAAUCUGAAUAAAGGGAAAAAGGCCAUUCUUGAACAUGGGGUGAGAUGGGGUGAGAUCUUACUAAUUUGCUAGAGAACCAGCUUUUAGUGAUAGGUCUAAUGCUUUAAUAUUUAAUAAUUUCCUCCGAAUGCAUAUUCAAUAUAUAAAUAGGCCCGUUUAAUUUUGUCUGGCUUGUCGUUCCAAAUUAAAUAGAAUAUUUUUUUCUCAUAUAAUUUAAAAAACUGUUCGCUAGGGGCUUUGUUCCCAUGAGUUCGGUCAGCGGUCUGACUCUUUGAUCAGGUAAGUAUUUGUCCUUCCAUUUGUGGUCCAGAAUACUCACUUGCGCACCCGUGUCUAGUAGAACGAUUACAGAAUAGCCAUUCAUGUAACACUUGAGUAUGCAUUUUUUUCCAACUUGCUGGGCUACUUUAUCUUGUGUUGGCUGACUGGUAUGUGAUGAAACUGCGCAGUUGACUUGAUCUUGAUUGGGCGUGUGAACCGCAUCAGGCUGGGACUGUUGGUUUAGGCUGGUCACUGGCUGUCCCCCUGCAAUGACCAGACCCCGUUUCCCAAACGCUUCAGUUUUUUCAGACAACCCACGGCUAGGUGUCUCCCUCUUCUCCACAUAAAAGCAAUGGUGGCAGUCCGUUGCGCCUCUCUCUACACAUCUUGAACAGCCAUAUGGUCUCUCGCUUCUUUGGAACGCUGGCUUACUGGAAGUACAUUGACAAGAGUGUUCUGGUGUUUUGGGCUGCUUUACGGAUUCAAUAACAUUUGUUAGGGCCUCGACUUGAGCACUCAGUUGCUGGAUAGUUUUGUUUUUGCUCUUUAGCUCAGUAUUUUGCUCAACUUUGACUUCAUCAGCUUCGAGCUGGGCGCUGUGGGCGUGUCGUCUUGUGACAGGAAAUUUGGCCCAAUCUACGCUGUCUCUCACUUUCAUCGCUUGUUAUUUUGAUUACAUGCCUUAGCAAUGCUUCAUCAGAUACAGUGUUAUCAGAGAGGAGGGGUCUCAACUCCCUUCUGAUGUCGCUGUGUUUUGUACCUAAGCCCUGAUACACUGUGUGUAGGUACCCGUUUUGGACCGUAUGAUUGUCAUACUUGACGUCUGAGUGAACCUGUUUAGACAUAAACAGAACCUAUUGCUUCAGUCCUACCAUUCUGUAUAGGAACUGCUGAGGUGUCUCGUGUUUGUGUUGCUUCAUGCACAUCAGUUCCUGGAAGAGUUCAGUGCUGCUCUUUUCUCCUAAGUGAGACUGGAGGAAACUUUUCAGCACUGCAACACCCAUUUCAUCCUUACUUAUUAGCAUGUCUUUAAAGUGUCCUGGUUUGAUGAUGCGGAAGACGGCUCUGAUGAUUUCAGCUUCAUUGUGUUCUUCGUUUAACCCCUCUUCUAUUUGUCUACAUACGCUGUUAUAACUAAUGUCAAAUGUGUUGUCCCCUAUUUGACCCUCAUUUAUUUUAAGUCCCCUGCGCUGCAGAUAUGGUAGGUCUCUGAUGGCGACCACGCUAUCAGCUGUGAGAUGUGUCAUGUGUUCAGUGCUGCAAGAGCUCUGAUAGGUUGAAGGGCGUCCUACGGAAGUUGUCAUAAUUACUGUGUAAGUCUAUGGAAGGGGGUGAGAACAACGAGCCUCCUAGGUUUUGUAUUGAAGUCAAUGUACCCAGAGGAGGACGGAAACUAGCUGUCCUCCGGCUACACAAUAGCGCUACUUUACAGAGUGCUGUUGAGGCUACUGUAGCCCUUCAUUGCAAAACAGUGUGUUUUAAUCAAUGAUUUGGUGACUUUAAUAUAUUUAGUAUAGUUUUAUUUAAAAAGGAUAACUUUUUUUAUGUUUCACUAUUACAUCUUUCUGAAAUUCACUGAGGAUGGCCCUCCCCUUCCUCCUCUGAGGAGCCUCCACCGGCUUAGACAUUGCUGACGCCUGACAGAUCUUACAACGCCUGGAUAGGUAUUUUAAGUAUGUAUCAGCUAACCAUAUCAUAUGUUAUAGCAAUUUGUCAGUCGAUGACACAGUCGAUGAUGUGGAACACAAUCAUUGGCCUUGUUCGAGAGCAUCAAAUCCAUGAUGCAUUGUGAGUAAAUGGUGACUGACUGAUCUACAAAUAAUGAGUAGUUAUUUAUGAUCAAGGUAUUUAUGGUCGGCAGCCGCCUGCACUGUCGGCUGCAAUGUCGGCUGCAAUGUCGAACAAGCACAUUGGUUGUUGCGUCGCCUCGCCGUGUAAAUCAUUGUGUGGAACGCGCCCAUUAUAUUACCUGUUAGCUAACUAGCUAGUAGCUACCUUUUUUCAGGGGUCUUUCCCAAAUAUUCUUACAAAGUGGGUGGUGCCUUCACCCCUUGACUUUUUCCACAUUUUGUUGUGUUACAAAUUGGGAUAAAAAUGUAUGUAAUUGUCUUUUUUUUUUACGAUCUACACAAAAUACUUUAAAUGUCAAAGUGGAUGAAAAAUUCUAACAUUCUUUUAAGAUGAUUGAAAAGUAAAACACUUAAUAUAUCUUAAUUAGAUACAGUUGAAGUCAGAGGUUUACAUACACCUUAGCCAAAUACAUUUAAACUCAGUUUUUCACAAUUCCUGACAUUCAAUCCUAGUAAAAAUGAAUUAGGUCAGAUAGGAUCACCACUUUCUUUUAAGUGGUCAGAAUAAUAGUAGAGAGAAUUAUUUAUUUCAGCUUUUAUUUAUUUCAUCACAUUCCCAGUGGGUCAGAAGUUUACAUACACUCAAUUAGUAUUUGGUAGCAUUGCCUUUAAAUUGUUUAACUUGGGUCAAACAUUUCGGGUAGCCUUCCACAAGCUUCCCACAAUAAGUUGGGUGAAUUUUGGCCCAUUCCUCCUGACAGAGUUGGUGUCCCAACUCUGUCAGGUUUGUAGGCCUCCUUGCUCGCACAUGCUUUUUCAGUUCUGCCCACACAUUUUCUAUAGGAUUGAGGUCAGGGCUUUGUGAUGGCCACUCCAAUACCUUGACUUUGUUGUCCUUAAGCCAUUUUGCCACAACUUUGGAAGUAUGCUUGGGGUCAUUGUCCAUUUGGAAGACCCAUUUGCGACCAAGCUUUAACUUUCUGACUGAUGUCUUGAGAUGUUGCUUCAAUAUAUCCACAUAAUUUUCCUUCCUCAUGAUGCCAUCUAUUUUGUGAAGUGCACCAGUCCCUCCUGCAGCAAAGUACCCCCAAAGCAUGAUGCUGCCACCCCCGUGCUUCACGGUUGGGAUGGUGUUCUUCGGCUUGCAAGUAACCCCCUUUUUCCUCCAAACAUAACGAUGGUCAUUAUGGCCAAACAGUUAUAUUUUUGUUUCAUCAGACCAGAGGUCAUUUCUUCAAAAAGUACGAUCUUUGUCCCCAUGUGCAGUUGCAAACCGUAGUCUGGCUUUUUUAUGGCGGUUUUGGAGCAGUGGCUUCUUCCUUGCUGAGCAGCCUUUCAGGUUAUGUCGAUAUAGGACUCGUUUUACUGUGGAUAUAGAUACUUUUGUACCUGAUUUCUCCAGCAUCUUCACAAGGUCCUUUGCUGUUGUUCUGGGAUUGAUUUGCACUUUUCGCACCAAAGUACGUUCAUCUCUACGAGACAGAAUGCGUCUCCUUCCUGAGCGGUAUGAUGGUGUUUAUACUUGCGUUCUAGUGUUUGUACAGAUGAACGUGGUACCUUCAGGCAUUUGGACAUUUCUGGUUGAUCCUUGGGAGAAAGGUCUACCAUUUUUUUCUGAGGUCUUGACUGAUUUCUUUUGAUUUUCCCAUGAUGUCAAGCAAAGAGGCACUGAGUUUGAAGGUAGGCCUUGAAAUACAUCCACAGGUACACCUCCAAUUGACUCAAUUGAUGUCAAUUAGCCUAUCAGAAGCUUCUAAAGCCAUGACAUCAUUUUCUGGAAUUUUCCAAGCUGUUUAAAGGCACAGUCAACUUAGUGUAUGUAAACUUCUGACCCACUGGAAUUGUGAAUUGUGGCCAGCAACCCUGUGGAACACUUUCGACAUCUUGUAGAGUUCAUGCUCUGUCGAAUUGAGGAUGUUCUUAGGGCAAAAGGGGUGGGUGCAACUUAAUAUUAGGACGAUGUUCCUAAUGUUUGGUAUACUGAGUGUAUUUUGUGUCAAUAAAGAACCUGAUUGUCAACUGGGCUUUGUUUGUCACGCCGUAGCAAUUUUGUGUCAUUUUACAAGGACAUACAGUGCAUUCGGAAAGUAUUCAGACACCUUCACGUUUUCCACAUUGUGUUACGUUACAGCCUUUUUCUAAAAUGGAUUUUUUAAAAACUAUUUCCUCAUCAACCUACACACAAUACCCCAUAAUAACAAAGUGAAAACAGGUUUUUAGAAAUGUUUAGAAAUGUAUUAAAAAUACAAAAACAGAAAUACCAUAUUUACAUAAGUAUUCAGACCCUUUGCUAUGAGACUCGAAAUUGAGCUCAGGUGCAUCCUGUAACUAGGCCACUCAGGAACAUUCAAUUUGUUCUAGCUAAUUACCUAGUAAAUACAAAGUUAUUACCCGGUUAUUACCGAGAUGGAAUGUAAAGUGGCACCAAAUUUACAGUGUAAACUUGAGUCCACUGUCAAAACCCCAAGCCUAUUUUAUAUAUUUCACAUGUGCUCUUAUUUGACAUGUCUGUUUUGAAACAGUAUGGAUUUCUGGUGUCCUCGUUCAAAAGUUGUUGCCUGCUGCUAUGCAAAAUGAGAUUGAUUGUGUUUAUAGUCUAUUGUGUGUUGCUAACCUGGGAUCUCUUCUGGACUACAGGCAAACUCUCUCUGGAGGAGUUCAUCAAAGGUGCCAAGAGUGACCCUUCCAUCGUCCGGCUCCUGCAAUCUGACCAGGGAACCUCUCGCCAGUUC